UGCCCCAUCGUUGGUGUCAGUGGGGGGAAGAAUAGUGCCCCAUCGUUGGUGUCAGUGGGGGGAGGAAUAGUGCCCCAUCGUUGGUGUCAGUGGGGGAGGAAUACUGCCCCAUCGUUGGUGUCAGUGGGGGGAGGAAUUACUGCCCCAUCGUUGGUGUCAGUGGGGGGAGGAAUUACUGCCCCAUCGUUGGUGUCAGUGGGGGGAGGAAUA
Molecule: messenger RNA, 210 nt
Organism: Staurois parvus
Lineage: Eukaryota; Metazoa; Chordata; Amphibia; Anura; Ranidae
Source: the annotation of a GenBank genome assembly